CAAAAAACAUCAAAUAUUGUUUGUUGAAAUAUAAGUACUGACGAAAAUGGAGGUACACGUUUGGUGGUGUAUGUGUUUUUUACUUCAUUGCAAACUACAACCAUCAUCUUUCACAGGAACAAUUUUGUUUUCAACGUACAAUGCAAUUAUGGAGUUUGAUAUUGAUACAGGCAAUGUAACAGUACUUGUGGAGCAGAGUGACACUGUGUACGCCAUGGACUAUGAUUACAAAAACAGAUUCAUCUAUUUUCCGAGACACAUUACCCAUGACAUCGUUCGAUUUGCUUAUCCCUCAAAUACUACAACACUACAGACAGUUGUCCAGUCAUUGUCAUAUCCAACAGGAAUAGCUGUUGAUUCAGCUAAUGAUCAUCUCUACUGGAUUGAUUCUUUUAUAAACCACCUCUCAAGAUGUAAUCUAGACGGAAGCAAUGUAACUGUGCUAUCAACUUUUAUCGAGCCUUGGGUAAUACGACUUGAUGUAACAAAUAGGCUAGAUGUGACAAGACAAGGUUCUUGUGCUAGACAGAAAGAUGUUGGUUCUGGUAGAACACCAGGGGACUGGAGUAGUUUUCUCUGUGAAGAUUACAACGAAACUAAAUUUGUCAAGUUUCUUGCCAACAUAAUUGCUUCUUUAGAGACUAAUAAGGAUAUUGUACAGCUACCCCUUGUAAUCAUGGAGAAGCAGCUACACGAAUGA
Mytilus trossulus (common blue mussel) is the source of this 700-nucleotide messenger RNA. Its product is annotated as low-density lipoprotein receptor-related protein 1-like. The coding region runs from base 47 to 700 and encodes 217 amino acids. Lineage: Eukaryota; Metazoa; Mollusca; Bivalvia; Mytilida; Mytilidae. The record is from RefSeq and is a predicted model, not a curated record. The transcript has 4 exons.